GCGAGUCGAGUCGUACAGAAAAUAAAACCACUUACAAAUAUAUUUAACUGAUUUUCGUAAAUUACACACAAUCAAUUAUAAAUAGUAAUGUCAACGGCACGAUGGAUUUUAUCAAUUAUCUCUACUGCACUGAUAAGACAGAUAAAAAACAUAUUUUAUGUGUUUAAUUUAUGAAAUUAUCAGUUAUACGCUGAUUCUCAAACAAUAUCUAUCAUGGUCCGCGAUCGAAUGCCGGAGUUACGUGCCUAUCAAAAUAGUAGUACUAUGUUUGGUAAAGGAUUUUUACAAGAUGUACGCAUACAAAUGUCCCAAAAUAAAAAAUUAAAGGAAGUAUUAGAUCAAGUUGAGGAAGUUCGAGACUUAAUUCAACUUAUUGCUGCCAAUACCGCUAUUGUAAAGGAUUUACAUAAUAAUGUUUUAUCAUACACUAAUAAAGAUAUGCAAAAAGAAUUGGAAAGUCGAAUGUAUACUAUUUCACAAACGUCAUUUCGUAUUCAACGAAAAUUAAGAGAAAUGGGAAAAGAAAUCACUCGUCUUGAUGAUUUAACUUUAACCAGCGCGAGGGAAGGUCCUAUACAUCUACGAAUUAAAAUAAUACAACAUACAACGAUGAUAAAGCUAUUCUCUGAAAUUAUGGAAGAUUAUAACAUAUCUAUGAUAAGAUAUCACGAAAAAUGUCGUUUACUUUUACAUCAACAAAAAAUGUUAAUCCGAAAACAUAUUACGAGCGAAGAAUUGGAAAAAUUACUCGAUGCUCAAGGAAACAACUUAUUUGUUGAUAAUAUUUUAGAAGAUAGUAGAAUUGCAAGGCAACAAUUAUCUGAUAUUCAAAGUAGGCAUAAUGAUAUAGUCAAAAUAGAAAAAUCUAUUGGAGAAGUUAGAGAUAUGUUUACGGAAAUGGCAUUUCUUAUUGAAAGACAAGGAGAACAAAUAAAUAGUGUAGAAUAUUUUGCUGGAAGGGCAGCAGAUGAUGUUGACACUGGUCGUAUUGACCUUAAAAAAGCAGAGGAAAGAAGUCAGAGACAUAGAAAGAAAAUAUCAGAGAAAAAGUAAAGAUAUUUACGACAAUACAAAGUUCUCUUUUAAAACGCAUUAAGCGUUAUGAUCAUCAUCUUCCUGUUGGAAUAUUCCUUUUGGUUCUCAUUGAUAAAGUGCAUAUUGGAAGC
This is a messenger RNA of Bombus impatiens (common eastern bumble bee), 1166 nucleotides long. Its product is annotated as syntaxin. NCBI's taxonomy places the organism in Eukaryota, Metazoa, Arthropoda, Insecta, Hymenoptera, Apidae. Bases 214 to 1053 code for a protein of 279 amino acids. The transcript has 9 exons. Gene Ontology annotation, molecular function: SNARE binding; SNAP receptor activity. The record is from RefSeq and is a predicted model, not a curated record. Gene Ontology annotation, cellular component: SNARE complex; endomembrane system; plasma membrane. Gene Ontology annotation, biological process: intracellular protein transport; vesicle fusion; exocytosis.